Camelus dromedarius (Arabian camel) is the source of this 2456-nucleotide messenger RNA. It is a transcript of the gene NDUFAF4, whose product is annotated as NADH:ubiquinone oxidoreductase complex assembly factor 4. Bases 97 to 624 code for a protein of 175 amino acids. Gene Ontology annotation, biological process: mitochondrial respiratory chain complex I assembly. Lineage: Eukaryota; Metazoa; Chordata; Mammalia; Artiodactyla; Camelidae. Gene Ontology annotation, cellular component: mitochondrion. The record is from RefSeq and is a predicted model, not a curated record. The transcript is spliced from 3 exons.
GGACGACCCCCGAGGUGCGCAUGCUCGGUGCGUCCCGGAGGUCGCCCGCGCCGGUGUUUAACCACGUGUGGCGUGGACCUAAGGGCAUCAUGUGAGAUGGGGGCCUCGGUGGCUCGCGCAAUCAGGAAUUUCAAUCUCGAGAGCCGGGCGGAACGGGAACUCAGCAAGAUGAAGCCCUCCCCGGCUCCCAGGCACCCCUCCACCAAGAACCUCCUGCGAGAGCAGAUGAGCAGCCAUCCAGAAAUUCAGGGAGAAAUUGCUAGAAAAGAUGACAAACUGCUGUCUUUACUAAAAGAUGUGUAUGUUGAUUCCAAAGAUCCCGUGUCUUCUGUGCAGGUCAGAGAUGCCGGGACACAUCAGGAGCCGAAGGAGUUCAGGUUGCCGAGAGACCAUCACUCGGGCAUGAUGGAUGUUCAGAACAUUCCCAAAGGCAAAAUUUCCGUUGUAGAGGCAUUGACACUUCUCAAUAAUCAUAAACUUUAUCCAGACACAUGGACUGCUGAGAAAAUAGCCAAAGAAUACCAUCUAGAACAGCAAGAUGUAAAUUCUCUUCUCAAAUAUUUUGUUACUUUUGAAGUCAAAAUCUUCCCUCCUGAAGGCAAGAAAGCAAUAGGAUCAAAAUGAAGAAAAUCUUGACAUUACUUUUCCUAUCUGUACCCCAUAUCCCCACGCCCUGUUUAUUUUCUCAUUUUAGCAUAUUAAAUUAUAUAAAUUACUGAAUGUGUAAAGCUCCCUCCUUGUGAGAGCAUGCUAUUUAUAGAAUUCUGGUGAAUUUUCAGGAUUGCUUGUAGAAUGAAUUUUGUUUUCUUUUAAACUUUGAUUUGGUUUAGGCAUAUGUUCAUGUGUAAUAUCAGCAUGACUAAUCAGCACGUGUAUAGAUUUAGCAUAAGUAAAAGUUACAGCAUUUUACAUGUAUCAUAUCAUCAGCUUUUAAGUCAUAUGGCCUCUUGGGACAUGUCCCAAAUCCCUCAUUUAACAUUCAUAGCUUUACCUUCCAAUUUAGGUGGUUAGUUUAUUCUUCCUAUGGAAUAGUGAAAGUGAGAGUUUUUCUGGCUCUUAAGACUGACAUAAUUUUGUUUGAGAAAGGGAGGCUUGACAGUGAGGUCGAAUAACAGUAUUGCCUGAAUAAAGGCAGGCAGGAGACUGGAUACAAAAUCAGUAGAAAAUAUAUUUUUAUUACUGCUCCAGGGAAUAAGAAUUAGUGAGGACUUACUUUGUUUUGAGUGGGUUUUACAUGUGGAGUAACUUUGCAGUAUAAAAAAAGAACUGGUAUUUAUAAAACUAUAGCAAUCUCUGCUUUGCCAAACAAACAGGUAAGUCUGAAAGCUUUCAGAGAGGGAAGCCAUAGUGGGAACUAUCUGAAAAAAAUUACUUUUCUCUGGACUUAAUGUAGAAAUACAAGAAACUUUUAAAGAGUGGUUAAAUCAGAGAACCAUGGUAAAUUGAAUUUGGUGAUCAAAUAUAUCUGUGUUUUCUAAUUUAAAUGCUGGCUGGAAGAAGAGAUUAAAAAAAAUAGCAAGUAGAAGCAUGAAAUGUGAUCACUGGGCGAGACCUGGGAGCUUGCUGCUUCAUCCGUUUAACAAACGUAGGAGCUCAGUGUGUACCAGCCCUGGGGUCCUGAGCGAAAUUGUGAGUGUGUGUGUUUAGCUCAGUCAUUAUUACCACCUGUGGAAUUUGGGGCAGAUUGUAUAGCCUCUUUGAGAUUUAAUCACCUUUAUAACAUGAAUAUAGUGCUGUCUUAUGAAAUCGAAGGGUUACUGUGAAGAUACAUAAGAUAAUAAAGGACUAAACAAAUUGGACUUAUUUUUUUGCAGUUGAGAAGCCUGGGGAGGUUUCAUGACCUAUUUAAGAUUGUUCUGUAGUUUAUGACAUAAUGAGGCCCAGAAUUUAUGUUUUCAGAGUCUUAGUGGUGUGUUCUUUCUGCUGUGCUGAAAAGCAUAUCUCAAGAGAGCAGGUGUAAGUUGUGGGAAUAUCUGGAGAAGGUGGUAAGAAAAAUUCCAGGUUAUCAGUAUCUUUCUGAGGGAAGACAGGCAUUCCCUGCCUCCCGGGGAUGCUUCUGGAAGUGGUAUGGAAGAUGCUGAGGAAUUUGGCAUGAUAAUGGAAUGAGACAUUUGUAAUGCUGAGAAGAGAAAAAUUGACUGAGAUGGGGAAAAUUUUAAGCUGUGUUCAAAUGCAGUUUCAUUAUGUGAAUAAACUAUACCUAGCUUAUAUUUGGUUCAAAACAGUACUUUUAGGAAAACAAGAAUUUUUAAUAUAAAAUUAUAUUUUAAGACUCUGGUAACUCAAUCACCAAAACUUUUCCUUUACCAAAUAAAGGUCAGUACCUGUACUGGAAUCACUAACACUGCUAGUUCUGAGCUGUCUUCCCUGUUGAAAUCUAGGCCGUGGUUAGGCAACUGUAAAUACAGCUGUUACAUGGUGUCACCUGAUAAAUAAAGUACUUCCUGUAUCAUUGA